CCCAUAUAUCUACAGUAAGGGUGCCUAGAUCAUAAAUUCUUUCCUCUGCUGUUCUUCAAUCCUCUCGUUUCGACUCGCGGCACGCCAACAUGAUCAUCGACAAAACCCUCUCGUUGAUACUGGGCAAAGCCCAGGAUGCGCCCGUGACAUUCGUCGCAUACUUCGCGGCUGCUUCCGCGCUGGUAUAUCUUCUCCUCACCGAGAUCCAAAGGGCUCAAGUGCGAAUCCCCGGCUUCAAAGGACCCUCGGGCUUGCCGAUGAUAGGGAACAUCCAUCAAAUCCGCGUGAACGCAGCAGAACAGUACCGACAAUGGGCCAAGAAGUUCGGUCCCGUCUACCAGAUCAUGCUGGGCAACGUGCCUGUGAUCGUGGUCAACUCAGCAAAGUCGGCACGCGAGAUCUUUGGCGCAAACUCGCAGGCCCUCGCGUCGAGGCCCGAAUUCUACACGUUCCACAAGGUGGUCAGCUCCACGUCCGGCACGACCAUCGGCACGAGCCCGUUCACUGAGAGUCUGAAACGGCGCCGAAAGGGUGCCGCGAGUGCCCUCAACAAACCCAGCGUGGCGACGUACAUACCCCACAUCGACGUCGAGACGCGAGACUUUCUCAACGAGUUCUUGACCUAUGGCGACGGUGGCCGCAAGCCGGUCGACCCCAUGCCCAUGAUCCAGCGGCUGUCGCUGUCGCUCGCUCUGACCCUAAACUGGGGCACGCGCAUGGCGAGCCAGAACGACGAGCUGUUCGGCGAGAUCACGCACGUCGAGGAGGAAGUGUCCAAGUUCCGGUCGACGACGGGCAACCUGCAAGACUACAUCCCCCUGCUGCGCCUGAACCCGUUCAACUUUGGCAGCGCCAAAGCCCGCGAGAUGCGCCACCGGCGCGACGUCUACCUCAAGAAACUCAACGACGACCUCGACGACCGCAUGGCGAAAGGCACGCACCAGCCGUGCAUCCAGGCCAACGUGAUCCAGGACAAGGAGACCAAGCUCAACCACGAGGAGCUGGUGUCGAUCAGCUUGACCAUGCUGUCAGGCGGCCUGGACACUCUCACGACGCUGGUGGCGUGGAGCAUGGCGCUGCUGGCCGAGCGGCCCGAGAUCCAACGGAAGGCCCUCGAAGAGAUCCGCGCCGUGUACCCCGGAGACGACCAGAUCCUGUGCGACGCCAACGACGACCAGGGCAUCCCUUACAUCGUGGCGCUCGUGCGCGAGCUGCUGCGGUACUACACCGUACUGCGGCUGGCUCUGCCUCGCGCCACGGUCAAGGACAUCGUGUACAACGGCCACACCAUCCCGAGCGGCAGCGUCGUGUUCCUCAACGCCUGGGCCUGCAACAUGGACGCCGACGUCUGGUCGGACCCGGAGGUGUUCCGUCCCGAACGCUGGCUCGAACAGCCCGACGCCCCCAUGUUCACCUACGGCCUGGGGUACCGCAUGUGCGCCGGCAGCCUGCUGGCCAACCGCGAAAUGUACACCAUCUACCUGAGGUUGCUGAGCGCGUUCGAAAUCACCGACCUCAAGGCCGUCGACGGCGGCGAGAUGAACACCCACCCGGUCGACGGCGUCAUCGACCCCACCCAGCUGGUCAGCGUGCCGAAACGCUACACGGUCAGGGUGGUGCCGAGGGACGAGGCGGGAUUGAAAAAGGCCUUGAGCGAGUACGAGGACCACCAGCAUUGAUUUGCGAUCAGUCAGCGCUCUCGGAUCGAGUGGCGGGCUGUGGAAAAUGAGUCGACGUUUACGGUUUUCUUUUUCAUUCUGCAGUCCGGUGUGGUGGUGAAUUCUCUUCGCACUUUCGAGGAGAGAAACGGUUUCAGUCUCAGAAUGGUGCGGGUCUCUUGAAAAGGAGUUACGAUGCCCUCCUUUUGACAAACAAUUGUGUAUACAUACCUAUUCACAACGUACAUAUCAAUACCAACACAAUGCAUGUACUUUGUCUCUCACAUGAUCAUCU
This is a messenger RNA of Exophiala oligosperma, 1953 nucleotides long. RefSeq lists its product as uncharacterized. The record is from RefSeq and is a predicted model, not a curated record. Gene Ontology annotation, molecular function: monooxygenase activity; iron ion binding; oxidoreductase activity, acting on paired donors, with incorporation or reduction of molecular oxygen. Bases 90 to 1679 code for a protein of 529 amino acids. The transcript has a single exon. Lineage: Eukaryota; Fungi; Ascomycota; Eurotiomycetes; Chaetothyriales; Herpotrichiellaceae.